Molecule: messenger RNA, 700 nt
Organism: Cyprinus carpio (common carp)
Lineage: Eukaryota; Metazoa; Chordata; Actinopteri; Cypriniformes; Cyprinidae
Product: hemagglutinin/amebocyte aggregation factor-like
Source: RefSeq, a predicted model, not a curated record
AGUUCCACCUGUUCAAACGUGAUUAGAUCCCACGUAUGUGAUCAUAAGGACUGAGGUCUUUAUAAAAACUGCACCUUGUCUUGUAAUUUUACACAACACCAUGGAGAGAGCUGCUUUAUUUCUACUGCUGACGGGUAUCGUGGCCAGUGGACAAGAGUUUCACUGGGAAAGCGACUAUGACCAGUCUCUAGAGUUUAAGUGCCCUGCAGGACAGUCGAUAUCCCACAUAAAGAUCCAACAUGGUAACCCUAAUGAAGACCUGACGUGGGACUUUGGCUGUAAAGACGCCUCUGAUUCUGGUGUGGACUGUUUCUUGUCACCUAACGUCAAUGAAUUUAACCAAACAUUCACCUACGAGUGUCCACCAAACCACAUCAUCGCAGGAAUGAGCACCUACCACAGCAAGAACGAGGACAGGCGCUGGCAGAUUUACUGCUGUAGAAGUAACAGCCGCUGUACUGCUAACUGUGAGUGGACUCCUGACAUGAAUGGGAUUGAGUUCAACUUACCAAACCAGAAGUACCUGGUGGGUGCUAAAAGCUUCCAUGAAAAACCAGAAGACUGGCGCUGGAAGUACAAGCAUUGCAGCAUAGAACAAUGCUGAGACUAUCAAAUCCAAAUAAUCCCGAAUCUGAAACGAGAUGGAAAUGUUAUUUUUGGCCCAAGAAUUGAAUAAAUUCAGUAGGUCUGAGAAUGCAAA